Molecule: messenger RNA, 795 nt
Organism: Aspergillus nomiae NRRL 13137
Lineage: Eukaryota; Fungi; Ascomycota; Eurotiomycetes; Eurotiales; Aspergillaceae
Exons: 1
Coding region: 1-795 (264 amino acids)
Molecular function (GO): RNA nuclease activity
Source: RefSeq, a predicted model, not a curated record
AUGGUUGGUGAUAACGUUCCCAAGUUCGCAGUUCUCAUUGACGCGGACAAUGCCCAGUCUUCCGUUAUUAAUCUCCUCCUCUCCGAAAUAGCGAAAUACGGUACAGCUCAUGCGAAGCGAGCAUAUGGGGAUUGGACGACAUCUAAUUUGCAGGGCUGGAAGGACAAGCUCCUUGAGCAAUCGAUCCAACCCAUCCAGCAGUUCGCGUAUACCCACGGCAAGAAUGCGACCGACUCAGCUAUGAUUAUAGACGCAAUGGAUCUUCUGUAUUCUAACCGAUAUGAUGGGUUCUGCCUCGUCUCAAGCGACAGUGACUUCACCCGGCUGGCCGCUCGUAUCCGCGAGUCAGGAGCAAUUGUCUACGGAUUCGGGGAGCAUAAAACGCCCCAGCCCUUCGUCGCGGCAUGCGACAAAUUUAUCUACACUGAAAAUCUCGUGCAUAUUGAUGAGCUUGUACCGCAUGCGGACAGUGCUAUCGUUCCUAAAAACCAUUUAUCAACCCGACAGACUGAAAAGGAUAGCUGCUUAGCAAGUCAGUUGCGAACGACGGUAGAAGCAGCCUCGGAUGACGAUGGCUGGGCUAGGCUUUCUGUCAUAGGUCACCUCCUCACAAAAAAUAUCCUGACUUCGACUCUCGUACCCAUGGAUACCAUAAGCUCAGCGAUCUCAUCACCGCCUCCCCGUUGUUUGAAACUACCCGCCGCUCCUUACGAACUGGCUUACCCACAGAGAUCUUCGUUCGUGAUAAGCGUAGGAAGCCUAAAAGUUCUGCUACGUAAACGGGUGUAUCUGUAG